Molecule: messenger RNA, 1332 nt
Organism: Schistosoma margrebowiei
Lineage: Eukaryota; Metazoa; Platyhelminthes; Trematoda; Strigeidida; Schistosomatidae
Source: the annotation of a GenBank genome assembly
CACGUUUUCAAAUCUGAGAUUAUACCAUUGAAAUACACAAUGAACAAUGCAAAUCCUUUCCAAAGUGAACUAAGUUUGCCGACAACAGGAAGAUUUGAGUGGAUCGAUGAUAAAAAUGAACUUGUGUUCAUCAAAUUUACUGAUCAAAAAUCACAAAAGUCUAUUUAUUCACAAAAAAAUCUUUACAAAAAGAGUCAUAUGAAAAUUGUUGAUGAAAUUCGUACAAUAACUAUAAAGGAUAUAAAAUCCGCUGCUUUGACAAGACUAAAAGCUUCAGGAAAGCAUUUUCAAUAUUCCCAACAUUUUGCUAAAAUGAUCAAGUCCUCAGAAUGUGACAAACUAUUGAUAAGUUUGGCAAAAUAUUUAGAAUGUUAUUUUAAGAUAUUGAAAUUUGAAGAAAAAUUUGCCGAUGAAAAAUUAUUACCAAAUGUCAACCAGUUAAAGGAACAAGAAGAAUUACAUAAACGAAUAGAUAUAUUAAAAUAUGAUUUUUCACUUGCGUACGCUAAAUUUCUACUACUUGAACGAAGUCUAAUGCAUAAUAUAUGCCCUAGACCAAUUGAUCCAGUUGCAACUGCAAAAACAGAUCAAAAUUUAUAUGAAACAUUCUUUUGGUUUUUUGUAUUUUGUAUGUGGAUAACAUUUCUACGAACAAGAUUUAAAGAAAUCUGUGCUCAAAUUGGAUGGUUUACAAGAUCAGAAAUGUUCAAUUCUCUUGGGCGACAAGGAGCUUCCUAUUUCGGUCAAAAAGGAGAACUCGAUAGUAAGAAUAUCGAGAUAUAUCAGACAGAAUUACCCCGAGCAUCAAUGCUAAAUAAGUGCUCACCAGCCUUGAGGCUUAUAUUGCCUGGUGCGGAAGAAAACAUAGCUAAGAUUAACCUGAACAAAUGUGAAGAUAAGCAAAGAAAGUAAUCAUAGAAAUAAACAUUUUCGAUGUUCAAUAAUAUUUAUUUUUAAAGGUUACAUAUGACUGAGACUAAUGUACAUGAAGAAAAUGAAAAGUAUAUAUGUUAUCAGUAAUACAUAAACUUUUCAAAAAGAAUAGGUAUUCUUGGAGACUAUCGACAUUUAUAUGACGAUCAACUUAUACUAAAUAAACAAACUGCUGACAGAGACCAAGAAAAGCACGAAGAUGAUAACGAGAAUAACGAUGAAGAAAACCAAGAGAAAGAUGACAAGAAAAGUAUAUAACUUGGAGUACAUGUAACUUAAUUAGUGGAGUUUAAAAAAGGUUGGGGAAGGUCGAUAAUUCCUAUCUUUGGAUCUAACUAACAGUUAUUAGUUUAUAAAUAAACACAGAAUUGUAGAAAUAUUAUAUAUUUGUUUCCCAAA